CCGACUUCUCACUGUGUCUGUACUUCCUGUGGGAUAUCUCUGGCAGCUGGCAAUUGGCAUGGCCGCGGACUUGUGCUUGUGCCUGUCCUCAUGCCACGAGAUGUUGUACAGAACUAUUAGGAGCCACGCACCACCUUGGACAUGACGAGGCGCAUGCCAACGAUAAGUAAUCGCCCACUGCCUGCUGUAAUCCCCUCUUCCCUUGCGUCCGUGGGCUCACCGGACUCGCUUCGCCCGAAAAUCCAGCAGUUUUAUGCCAGUCCAGUGAACUGACAUGGAAGCCUGAGAAUGUCUCAAUGGGCCAGCGGCGGGCGCGGGGUCUCACCGAUGACAUGAAACAACCAUGCUGGGAAGACGAGCAAGAGAAUUCAGCCAAAGCCGGGCGAAGGGUAUGACGAGGCGGAUGGCAGCAUGAAAGCCAUCUGGAAUGCUCUCAUAUCGCAGCACAGCGCCGGGGAGAAAGAGAGUAGCCGCCAGUCCGGGCCAUCAAGGAGAGAAUUGAUUCGGUAGAAGCCGAGAUAGCACGUUUGUAUCGUUACUUGCCACCACUGCUUGUUGCAGUGCAUAGGAGUCGUGAUGCUGUGCUGGAGCCCUGCCUUGCUGAUGAGCGUCCGAAGGCUGUCUGUCAGUGACAGGUUGUUCGACGUCCAUGGCAGAUGGCUCAACGGGCCAAGCCGCCGGGCCCACAAGACCAUAUGGGCGACACCUGAUGCUGGAAAGCCGGUCUUGUCGAUAGCGCAAGCACCAAAAGAAAACUCCGACCUGGAUAUCGACUGGUUCGGCUGGGCACCUGGGCAGCCAGCCUCUUGGGAUCUGCGAGAGCAAACUGAUCAUCAAUAUCAAUGGCUGUGCUGGCGUACGGGAUAUGUAUGUCUUGCUUUCCUCUCGAUAUCGUGAGCGUCAUCUCCUAGGCAUAGGGUGGUCAGCAUGGUCCAUACGCUUAGCUAUCCCGUCCCGUUCCCCGUCCCUUCGAUCCCUUCAGGGUUCUGUGGACCUCGCACCAUCUUGGACAAACUCUGAGAUGUCUGGAGCUGGCAGCUGGGUGAGGGGUUGGGGAUCCAGGCUCUUGGCAAGGCGAGGAGGUCCCUGUACAGUGCGGGAGGGGGUUGACAGGACGGAGUGGUGCUGGCAGCAGCCCACUGUCAACCAGGUUUAGCGCCUCAAUGAUUGGCCGGCACUUGAACUUGUGCCCACCUUAUCCGUGCACGACCCACCCAAUUAGCAUCGCCGACGGGACCGGGGGUCGAUGCAUGCUCACCGCCUCUUCAACGGACUGCUGUGGAGCGGGUUGCGUGAGAAGAGAAGUGAGAAGAGGGAGAACGAGCCACUGGUCUUGUCUUGGUGGUGGUCCCUCCUCUUCCUGCAACUCCCCAAAGACAACCAUCGACAAACACCCUCUGGCUCCCAAGGACAGGACAGGACUGGACCCAAAGGACGAUAAGGCCGUGCAGCACUCAUACUCGGCCUUCACAAGCUUCUCGUCCUCUACCAGCCUCACCUCUCCUCUUUGUCACGACGUUACGACUGGGAGUCUUCGAGAGACCACGAGUACAGCAGAGGAACGACAAGCCGCGCUUGAUGCUUGUUAUGACAUGAACCUUUCCUGACCGACAAAUAUUGAUACGCCCAAAAAGAAAGAGCGGUGGCGGUCUGUCCACGCCCGCCCCUGGCACUCACGCUACAAUUCCAUCCGAACAACCUCCAAUCCCCUCUUUGCCAACCUCUCCUUUACAAUUUCUGGUUCCUGGUUCCGCUUCUGAUUAGCCACCAUGAACUUCGAGUUCAACAACACUGUUGGGGGGGACCCUUUGCUGGAGCAGCUCAGAUAUGAUCAUCGCGACCGCUACUCCUAUACCACUGCCGUCUCCUCCUCCGCUCCUCUCCAGAACAUCACCUCCACCGCCUUGACAACCAUGUCCCAGUCAAGUCGUCAAAGCCUGAGCCCAGUUACGAGCUGGCUUCCACUUGACCUCACCGGCACCAUGAGCGCGCCUGUGUCGGUUCACUCUCCCAACUCUGCCAGUGGAGCAGCUUCAUCGCCCGAUGACCACAGUGCCCAUUCACCGACUCACCAGAGCGCCAUGUCGAGCCCUCUUCAACAGCAGCACUCCCCAUACCACACAGCUGCCCACCAGAACCCAACAGGUCUCAUCUCGGACUGGCCUCUUCCCACCCAGCAAGCGACUACUGAUCUUUCUCAGUUUAUCCAGGACUCGGCUUUGAUGCACUUCAACCCUUUCAUGACCGGCUUUCAGCAGGGCGCCAUCGAGUAUCUUCCAGCGACCACUCAGGGCUUGGAGAAUCAAGGGUUACAGUUGGAGCCCGCGUUUUCCAUUUCACCAGUCGACGACGGCUCCCAGGCAUUGCAGUGGGGGACCUCUGGCAUGGCAAACUGGCAGGAUUUUGAGCCCAUUGGUUUCCACCCCGACGGUCUUCCACGGGGCGUGACAAGCAGUCUGGGAAGCCAUUCGCCCACGGGGACAUACUUGGAGGUUUUGUCGCUUGGUGGCAGCAGCGACAACGGGUGGACAACAGUUGACCCGAUGUUUCCGAACUACACCCAAAACGCUGCAAUUUUCAACCCAAGUCAAACCCUGCACUUGCGCAGCGAGUCGGGGUCAUCUACAUCUGACAGAAACUCUCUCGAGUUUGGCAGCUACGAAGAGGUCUCCUUCCCACCAUAUUCCCCUUACUCGCCUGGUUCCGACAGCUAUGUAGACCCAUCAUCGAACCACCGAAACUGUCCCCCUGGUGACCACCACCAUCAUCACCAGCACAACCACCAGCACAGCCACCAGCAACAUCACCCUCAUCAGCCCACAUCAACCGAACUGAUCAGUCCAGCCGCUGCUGUUGCCCCCAUGUCUAUCAAGACCGUCGCCGCCACCAGCAGACCAGUUGCCAGCGGUAGCGGAGCUGGGUCCGUCUCACCUCCCGCCAGAAGAAACUCUGGGACAAGAAAGAGCCCCAUUGCCAAGGCCACCAAGUCGGUAAUUCGGAGGACGUCAACCGGCAAGAAGGAUGGGACAGGCGAGAAGAAGGUUGGCAGGCGUCGUGGGCCUUUGCUUCCUGAGCAACGCAAGCAGGCCAGUGAAAUUAGGAAGCUUCGCGCUUGCCUUCGCUGCAAGUUCCUCAAGAAGACCUGUGACAAGGGCGAACCUUGUGCUGGUUGCCAGCCAUCUCACGCGCGUCUCUGGCAAGUUCCUUGCACUCGUAUUGACAUCAAGGAUAUCGGCUAUUUCAUGAAGGACUGGAAGGCUGAUUACGAGCGUCAUCUUGGCCGUGGAAUGUCGGUUUUCAACGUCAAGGGUUUCGCUCAAAAGGAGACCCUCAUGUGGAUCACCCAUGGCUAUGGCUUUGCUCUUCCAGUUAUGGUCCGCGAGGUGUAUGUGGCUGAUGACAGCUGCUUCCAGGUUGACUGGGUUGAGUCGACUUUGACCGAUCAAGAACCUAUUGAGUUUGACAUCCGCACGGAGCACCUUGAUGUUGGCCAGGAGGGUAUCUCGUCUGAGGCUCUCUCUGAAUACCUUGACAAGCACAUUGACGAGGGCUUCGAAAGAUUCAUUGACGACCACUUUGAGGGCACUCCUUUCAUCACCGACAUCUUCAAGACCGCAUACCGCUACUACGCCAAGGAAAGAUCGCCCGUCAUUCGCAAGGCUCUCAAGCUUGUUGUGGCUUACAACCUCACCCUUCACAUCACCAUGAUCGAGCAACCACAAACCGAGGCUGCUAUGGAGGGUCAGAUUGAUGACGAGGACUCAAAGUACUAUGGAAAGGUUGUGGCCCCUGUCAUGAUCAACUUCCAGAUCAAGUGCGCCAUGGCCGAUUUGUGGCGUGAGCUUCAGAAAGAUGUUCUGGAGGAACUCUCUGCGCUUUACUCUAGCGUGUACAGUGGUGAGCGCUUGAAGAACUGGCCAACCAUCUUCAUGCUCGCUUCCAUCCUUCUUGCCGUCUGGGAGGAGAUCCAGUUUGACUGCCACUACCGCGUGCCGGAUCCAGUUGCCGUUGAGAAGUUCUGCACCGACAUGGAGACUGUCCCAGUGGGUGUCAUUGUUGGUCUUUUCCACGCCAUCUCCCAGAAGCUUCCAUCAUUCACUGAGUGGGACACCCGGAGACACGGUCAGCUCUUGAAUAACAACCCUGCGGUCUGUGACGCCAUGACCGAAGUCAGACAGCACGUCAUCAAGCAUGAGUCUUACCUCCGGACGCGUGCGGACUCCAAGUUUGACCGUUAUGACUUUGAUUCAUUAUCAAACAAGCUCCUCUCAAAGCUCGUCAUCCGUGCCAACUAAGUGACGUUCUGCCUUUUGAACACGCACAAAAAACGUUCCAGCAUCGUCUCAGCAUGGAAAAAAGCGUCCCAUCAUGCCAUCACGAUACCAACAUCUGCGGUGGUUGAUCCGGAUCUUGCAUGUGGUUUUUUGCUUUUGGUGUUGUUUUUCCUGUUUUUUCAUCUGAUGAUUUUCUUUGGGGGUUCUUCUCAAGCUAAGCGACGGCGUUUAUUGCUUUUUUUGUACUGGUUUUCUGUUAACUCAUGUCAACAACACCCUUACGCUUCCAACUAUUUUUUUCACGACGGCACGGGCAAAACGACGUUACUCUCAUUCUCACGAACGAAACUUUCUUCACAAAACUUCUUUACUGUCUUUUAGAGAAAGGCCCUGCGGAUGCGGAAACGAACACAACGCAAUGCGAUUAUGACUCUACAUCUUUUUUUUUUUUCAUUCGAUUUUUUUAUAACGGAAAUGACUCCUCCUCAAUGCGAUCGAAUUAAGUUAAUCACAACAACAACAUUCAAUACGACGGGGCGCACAUCAUGAACCAAUUGCGAUGAGUUUCCCCCCCUCCCCUCCCCAACAAUGACAUGCUUGCAAGCGAGCACAAGAGCGAACUGCUAUUACUGGGAGGAAGAGAAGAAGAAAAUGGGCAGGUGUGGGAGGGAGUUUGGGAGUUUCAAGGGGGUUUCCAAAGGGGGCGGUUGAAUAGUUGAUGGAAGUGUGGCAGGACGAGGGUGAAGAUAUGUAGCUGAUGUUUUUUCAAAAGAGGAGAUGAUGAAUGGAAAGAUAAGAGGUUUAAAUUUUUGGUACCAAGAUCUGCUUCGCGCAAGUGAGGUAGAUGGGGGGAGAUGUGCUGCUGGGGAUGAUAAGCCAUAUAGAGAUGAAGAUGUGAUGUGAUGUGAUGUGGUAUGUGAAAUGGGACAAUGGGACAAUGUGAAUUUUGGUAUUGAUCAAACUAUUUCCAUGCG
This is a messenger RNA of Podospora pseudopauciseta, 5248 nucleotides long. RefSeq lists its product as uncharacterized. Gene Ontology annotation, biological process: regulation of DNA-templated transcription. Lineage: Eukaryota; Fungi; Ascomycota; Sordariomycetes; Sordariales; Podosporaceae. The transcript has 2 exons. The record is from RefSeq and is a predicted model, not a curated record. Bases 1770 to 4295 code for a protein of 841 amino acids. Gene Ontology annotation, molecular function: DNA-binding transcription factor activity, RNA polymerase II-specific; zinc ion binding.